AUGCCUGUGAAUCUCUCCUUAUAUUUGGUCACCGAUUCCACUCCGAAGAUCCUUGGAGAUAGAGACCUCUGCUCUGUAGUUGAGCAAGCUGUUCAGGGUGGAGUCACUAUCGUUCAAUACAGGGACAAACAUAGUGACACGAAAGAGUUGAUCAAAACGGCUGCAAAGUUACAUGAUAUUACCUUAAACCAUGGUAUUCCUCUCAUUAUCAAUGAUCGAGUCGAUGUUGCCCUUGCUGUUGGGGCAGAGGGGGUUCACCUGGGCCAGGAUGAUAUGAACAUUGCUGUUGCAAGAAAGAUAUUACCCAAAGGAACUAUUAUUGGAGUCACGGUUUCUUCAGUUGAAGAGGCUCAGGUUGCCGUUGAGAGCGGUGCCGACUACCUUGGCAUUGGGACCGUCUACGCUACUCCGACUAAAACCAACACAAAAUCCAUCAUUGGUACUGCAGGAGUUAAGCGCAUCCUCAGCUGUGUUGCAUCCCUCAACCCCAGAGUUGGUACUGUGGCCAUCGGAGGCAUCAACCUCGACAACGUCCAACGAAUCAUCUACCAAUCCCAAGACACUAAAAAGGGACUUGAGGGAGUAGCCAUUGUCAGUGCCAUUAUGGCGGCAGAAAACCCCCGUGCCACAGCUGCCCUUUUCCUAGAUAAAGUCAGCAAAAACCCCACAUUCGCUACUAUCCCGAUCUCUCCUCGUGAAAAUGAAGAGGAAUUGCUUCUCGGUAAGGUCGAUGGGCUUGUUCGAAAAGUAGCUACCGUUCACCCUCUAUGCCACAAUAUGAUCAACUAUGUUGUGGCUAAUUUUGCUGCGAAUGUUGCUCUUGCGAUUGGUGCCUCACCGAUUAUGUCGGGAUACGGCCUUGAAGCGCCUGACCUGGCUAAGAACAAAGGCUCUCUGCUCAUUAACAUGGGCACCUUGAACAGUGAAAGCUUGGAUAACUAUAUGCAGGCUAUCCGUGCAUACAACGAGGCAGGUAAUCCCGUUGUUCUUGACCCUGUUGGAGCUGCUGCCACACAACUUCGAAGACAGUCCGUCAAGACUCUAAUGCAUGGUGGCUACUUUGACCUCAUCAAGGGAAAUGAGAGUGAAAUAGGCCACAUCUACGGACAUACUGGAAACCAAGUGGGAGUGGACAGUGGUCCUAGUACUUUGGAUACCAAAGAAAAGGCAAUGCUAGUUCGAGACCUUGCUCUCAGAGAAAGAUGCAUUGUUCUUCUUACCGGUCCUACUGACUAUCUCAGCGACGGUGCCCGUACUAUUGCUAUUCAUAACGGACAUCCGCUGCUGGGGCAAGUUACCGGCACCGGAUGCGUUAUUGGUACAGUCACUUCAGCGUUUCUUGCUGUAGAGAGACAGGAUAAGCUUCUUGCUGUUUUAUCCGCUUUACUUAUGUUCGAAGUUGCUGCCGAGCGAGCUGUGGUCAGCGGCGUUAAGGGGCCGGGUAGUUUUGUUCCUGCAUUGUUGGACGAGCUCUAUUCCCUGAGAACUCAAGCUACCGAGUCUAAGUCUGCUUCAAUUGAUACUCUCAAGAAGACUGCAAAGGUGAAUUUUAUUCACUUUUAA
This is a messenger RNA of Trichophyton rubrum CBS 118892, 1563 nucleotides long. RefSeq names its product hydroxyethylthiazole kinase. The transcript has 7 exons. The coding region runs from base 1 to 1563 and encodes 520 amino acids. Gene Ontology annotation, cellular component: cytoplasm. Gene Ontology annotation, molecular function: hydroxyethylthiazole kinase activity; ATP binding; magnesium ion binding. Lineage: Eukaryota; Fungi; Ascomycota; Eurotiomycetes; Onygenales; Arthrodermataceae. The record is from RefSeq and is a predicted model, not a curated record. Gene Ontology annotation, biological process: thiamine biosynthetic process.